Etheostoma spectabile (orangethroat darter) is the source of this 682-nucleotide messenger RNA. RefSeq names its product placenta-specific protein 9. The transcript has 4 exons. The coding region runs from base 237 to 566 and encodes 109 amino acids. Lineage: Eukaryota; Metazoa; Chordata; Actinopteri; Perciformes; Percidae. The record is from RefSeq and is a predicted model, not a curated record.
AGUUUUUUGUUCGGCAUCUUAUGUUUUCAUUGGAAAUCUGGGCACAACUAAGUCACUGAGGGAAGGAUAAGGGAGCGAGAGAGCGAGCGCAGGGCAAAGAGGGAAAGUGGAAGAGUUGUGGAGUAGAAGAAAUCCUUUUGUUUUCAGUCUGGUUCUGAAUUUUUUGGGGAGAUUGGGGCGCUGUCUCUUCCAUUUCCUCUCACACACUCCUCACUCUUCGUCACCAGAUUUCAACCAUGACCUGUGACUUCACCUCCUCGCUCGGACUCCUCUUCCUUCUGAUUGGCUACGCCGCUGCAGGACCUGGACCUGAACCUGAACUGCGGCCUCGGGCGGUGCGUUCAAGUGCCUGUCAAGAGCACACAAACCUUCACAACCGCCUGGACGUAGUGGAGAAGAAAGUGGAGGACACAGUUGAGAAGUUGGAGGAUGAGCUGGCCGCCCUGCUGGAUGCCAUUGAAGACCCGAAGUGGCGCCCCCUGUUGGACAAUACAGGAAAGACAGCCGUGGACAUCCUGGAAGAUCCUGGGCAGUUACACAAACCAGUGACUCAAGAAGCCUUUUGAACGUUGUCAUCAAUCUUUGUCCAUGAUUUAAAGACAAGUAAACUGUGUGUAUGCAUAAACUGUAUCUGUAUCAAAAUUAAGUUUGUAUCCUAAAAGAAGAGGGAGAGGAAGGCCAA